Neolamprologus brichardi is the source of this 2120-nucleotide messenger RNA. Lineage: Eukaryota; Metazoa; Chordata; Actinopteri; Cichliformes; Cichlidae. The record is from RefSeq and is a predicted model, not a curated record.
GCCAGUAGUGACGCGAAAAUGGCGUCCUCCGCUGCCCGGCUGACUACACGCUGGUUAACAGCAUCAGUUUCUUCUGGAUAUCGUAGCGGCCGUUUUCUCAUUAUUUCAUCCGGGAAUGGAGGAGUUUGUCCAGCGACCAUAUCACAGACACACCGGGCAGGGACAGCGGUUAGCCUGAGCUCUUGGACACGCGGAAAUGCCGUGACAUUGAGAGAACUGACAGGGGUGAGAUGUCCCCAUGGGAUUAGCUGCUGCUCUUUCCACUCCAGCAGCAGACUAGCAAACAAGCAGGACUUGUAUGAAGUCCUGGGCGUCUCCCGCACUGCCUCACAGAAGGAGAUCAAGAAGGGCAUGGGCUUCGGAAACAUCAACAGCAUGUUUGAAGAAAGGCCAGAAUUUGUGAUGGAGCUUACGUUUUCGGAGGCGGCAAAGGGCGUGAAUAAGGAGCUGAGUGUGAACAUUGACGACACGUGCCAGAGGUGUGACGGGAGGGGCAACGAGCCGGGGACUAAGGUGUCUCACUGUCACUACUGCAAUGGCACAGGGAUGGAGUCGAUCAGCACAGGACCCUUCAUGAUGCGCUCAACGUGCCGGCGCUGUGGUGGGAAAGGAUCCAUCAUAAACACGCCCUGCGCCCUGUGCAGAGGUUCAGGCCAGACUAAGAAGAGGCAGACGGUCACUGUGCCCGUACCUGCCGGAGUGGACAAUGGUCAGACGGUGCGAAUGUCAGUAGGAACUAAAGAAAUCCUCAUUACAUUCAGAGUUCAGAGGAGCCCGGUGUUCAGACGUAGUGGAGUAGACAUCCACUCUGAUGCCUUCAUCUCAAUAGCGCAAGCCGUUCUGGGAGGCACAGCCACCACACAGGGCCUCUAUGAAACCAUCAGUAUUGUGAUUCCUGCCGGCUGCCAGGCUGAUCAGAUCAUCAGGCUGCAGGGGAAAGGCAUUCGGAGGAUAAACAGCUACAGCUACGGAGAUCAUUAUGUUCACAUUAAGAUCAAAGUGCCCAAGAAGUUGACUCGGAGGCAGCGCUCUCUUCUGCUGAGUUAUGCAGAGGAAGAGACGGAGGUUCAGGGGACUGUCAGUGGCGUCAGUCCUUCAGGAGGAGGGGGCAGCAGCACUUCAUCCACCAGCACGAAGUCAACCGCAUCAGAGGAGGAACAGGACAAGCAGAAGGAGAAAGAGGAGGAGGGAGGCUUCUUUUCCAAACUAAAGAAAAUGUUUAGCUGACACUGAGACUGCAGGGAAAUAAAGAAGCAAGCAAAACAAUGGUGUAAAGGAAGAUGAAAGAAUCUCCACACCGGUCCUCCACGCCAUCUCCUCUUGCUUUAAAAAUCCAGCCAGGAGUAGAAGGAAGAGAGAAGCACAGUGGUGUUUGUGUUGACACAGUCACACAUUGUUGAACUUGGAGUUGUAGAACGAGUCAGGGCCACCCACAUGACGAAAUUUAACCACAAGCACAGACGGGUGCUCGGCGGAGAAUUUCUUGAUGUGCUCACAAAUAAACCAGAAAGUGAUUUUUGCUUAUUUUUCUGUUACCUCUCAUCCCUCCUUAUUGUCUUUGAAGCUGCUCGAUGAGGCAGUGCUCCACAGACAGUAGUUCUGUCAAAUUGUGUAAGACAACCAGACAACCUUUGAAUGUAAAUGUGUUACAAGUAAAAACAUGCUAAAAGGAUUGCAACUGGAUAAAGAUUGACAUGGAUUUUUCACAUUGGAAUUAUGUCAUGGCCUACGUGAUGCUAUAUGACAGCUAAAAGGUUCCCAUCAACUUCCAAUGUCCUUAAAAAUGAAGCAUGGCUGUAAAUUCUUGGUAAAGCAAAGUCUGAAGUUUGACUCUAGUUAUAUUGAAAUUUUAGGCAGUGUAAUAAAAGGAAAUGCAGCUAUUGCAACUGCAGUAAGCCGGUGAUCAGCAGAUGAUUGCAAGAUUGGCUAAGGUGAAAACAUUCACUUCAAUCAGUGUUACACCCAGACUUUCCACUACAUUUCCAUAUAAUUUCUAUACACUGAUAUAAUCUGAGAACAGGUUUAAAUUGAUAUACAUUGACCUGUUAAAGAGAUCUUCCUGCAACUUAACUUUUUAUUUUGAUUUGUUCUAUUAAAUAAAAAUAGGUUAACUUUUACAA